GUUACUUCAUCGUACAGCUGUUAUGUUUACUAAAAAUAAAUAUUUUUAUUUCGAGAACAGUGUAAAACACUUACACCAAAUAUUGGAUGUUUAGUGUUAGUUUAGCCACACAUCAAUCCACACUUUUUCAAAUGUUCCGUUCUAAUCUAGUUUUUUUGCUUGAUUACAUCAGAAUGUGUUUUGUAUGAGAAAACAAUAGCAACAGACAAUUGCGCAGAAAGCAAUUAUAAGAAUAAAUAAAACGGAUUUGUUGUCGGAUGAAAUUUUAAACAUUUGUCUUCCUUCGAAACGAAAGAUUAGUCAGUGAAAAUAAAAACAAAAUUAAAAACAUUGAAAAAAAGUACGAAAAAUUGAUAUGCAAGGAUUGAGUAGUACGACAAAAUCCAAUUCAAGCUUAUCAUGAUGAAUUUGAUAAUUAUCUUUUGCACACAUUCAUGAUAGUAAAUUUGAAUUUGUGUGAAAACUUGUCUUAUCGCUACAACACAGCCAUAAUUUAUUUCAUGAUUCCAACCAUACGUCCGCUAGUAGUCUCAAGGCAGUUCAUUUGAUAAGAGUGAUUGUGAGUGAUUUGUUUUUUUUUAUGUUCUAAUACAAUUUUUUCCGUUAUACAAAUUUCGGCGAGUCAAAGUGUGAAUGAACAAACAGUUGUUCUUCGAAAAAUGAAGAAUUACAAUACCGAUGGUGCACGUCGUGUGAAUGGGAAUCGACCAAAUGCGCCACCACCCGAUUACAUUGUUUAUCCACAUUUAGCAGAAGAUUAUGAACUCCGUAGACGAAGUAAUUACAUGUUGGCCGGUGAAGUAAUUCCGACGAGUGAAAAUGUGGCCUGUGAACGCAUCAAAACAUACCUCAUUUACUGCCUUAUAAUAUUAAUCGUGCUACUUGUUGGUGUGCUAAGCUACACAUUGGUGAUAUUAUUUGAGGAAAAAUCAGACGUACUUCAACCCGAACCGGCAAUUAAAAAUGCACCGAUUGAUUUACCUAUUGAACAACGAACAUGGUAUGAUGGUGCAUACAAAGAGCUUCGCAACUCACUUAAAUUCAAACCAAACAAACAAAAGGCUCGAAAUGUCAUUCUGUUCGUUGGUGAUGGUAUGGGUUUAAGUACAGUAACUGCAUCACGAAUUUAUAAGUAUGGAGAAGAAGGACACUUGAGCUGGGAAACAUUUCCACAUUUUGGCAUGCUUAAAACAUACUGUGCAGAUCAUCAAGUAUGUGAUUCGGCAUCAACGGCGACUGCCUUAUUUUGCGGUAUUAAAACAAAUUACGAGACAAGUGGUGUCGAUAGCUCGGUGAAAUUGGGCGAUUGUUCUGCAUCAUUGAAUCAAUCAAGCCAUGUUGAUUCGAUUUUAAAAUGGGCCCAAGAUGCAGGAAAAGCCACCGGAUUUGUUACAACAACACGCAUUGUGCAUGCUACUCCAUCUGCACUGUAUGCACAUGUACCGGAUCGCAGGUGGGAGUGUGAAUCAAAAAUGAAAGCGGAACAUCAUGAAAAAGGUUGUAAAGAUAUUGCACGGCAACUGAUCGAAGAUGAACCGGGCCGUAGCAUCAAUGUUAUCAUGGGCGGCGGUCGACAAUGUUUAGUUUCAAAUGUAACUGGUUCACCAGAAGAUCCUCUGGACACUUGGGCUUGUCACUCCAAAGACGGUAGAGAUUUAAUUAAAGACUGGACCCACGAUAAACAAAAACGAAAUCUUCCGCACUCCGUUGUUACUAACAACGAAGAGCUUAACAAUCUUGAUCAUAAAAAUACAGAAUAUGUUUUGGGUGUUUUUGCCAACGGCCACUUAAAAUAUAAUCAUGAACGUGAUAACGGUCCGAAGGGAAUGCCCUCCUUAACGAAUAUGACAGAGAAAGCACUUAAAGUAUUGAAGCGAAAUAAAAAUGGAUUUGUACUAGUUGUUGAAGGAGGUUUGAUCGAUCAGGCUCAUCAUCGAGGCCAUGCACGUCGCGCGCUUUCAGAAGUAGACGCUAUGGAUGAAGCUGUCAAGCGUACUCUAGAGAUUAUGGACUCCAAGCGAGAUGAAACACUCAUCAUCAUAACGGCCGAUCAUUCACAUUCUCUCACCAUUAAUGGAUAUCCAAAGCGUGGAAACAAUAUUUUAGGCAUUGCCCAAAAGUCGAAAAUGGAUAAUAUAUCAUACACCACCCUUCUAUACACCACUGGAGGUCCUGGUGGAUUUCAGAUGGAAUUGAAUGAUAAGGGAGAUAUUCAACGUCGAAAUCCCUUGAAUGAUGACACAACUGGUUACACCUACAUUCAACAAGCUGCCGUGAAGACCGAUGAAAAUGCGCAUACCGGUUCGGAUGUUACAAUCCAUGCUACGGGGCCUUUCGCACAUCUUGUACAACGUGUUCACGAACAAAGUUAUGUAGCACAUUUGAUAUCAUAUGCGGCUCGGAUUGGGCCUUUUAGACACUUAUGACAAUAAUUUUCUGUUUGUACUUUGUUUUGUUUUUAAAUCUAAAUAAACGGUAUAUUCUUCAGUCGGAAA
Molecule: messenger RNA, 2495 nt
Organism: Contarinia nasturtii (swede midge)
Lineage: Eukaryota; Metazoa; Arthropoda; Insecta; Diptera; Cecidomyiidae
Product: alkaline phosphatase-like
Exons: 9
Coding region: 660-2426 (588 amino acids)
Biological process (GO): dephosphorylation
Molecular function (GO): alkaline phosphatase activity
Source: RefSeq, a predicted model, not a curated record